Messenger RNA from Ictalurus punctatus (channel catfish), 2021 nucleotides. It is a transcript of the gene lmo4b, whose product is annotated as LIM domain only 4b. The coding region runs from base 518 to 1174 and encodes 218 amino acids. The transcript is spliced from 6 exons. The record is from RefSeq and is a predicted model, not a curated record. Lineage: Eukaryota; Metazoa; Chordata; Actinopteri; Siluriformes; Ictaluridae.
CAUGUAGAGCAAAAGCGCAGCCGGAGCGCUGAGCAGGGCAGAGAGCUGGAGAAGACGGACCAGUGCGAGGCGCAGACAGAGACGCAGAAACACACAGCUUCACGCGAGAUGAUCGAGUGUUUCCUGGAUCGCGUUUAACGACAACACGGACAUUUAAUUAUCGUGAGAGGAAAGAAUCCAAGAAUAAAACGUGACGGCACCAGUGGAAAUAUAAUCUGAAAACUCCAUUUGGUCCUCUGUGCUUGCGUGCGUGUGUGUUUGUGUGCGCGCGAGUGCGCGCGCGCGUGUGUGUGUGUUUGCGCACAGAAAAUAAAAGCUGUCUGCACUGCAUUGGACUUUAAAACCGCACUGAAUUCGGACUUUUCUCUCCUCCAGCGCUCUCUGAGAUUAUUAUUAUUAUUAUUAUUAUUAUUAUUAUUAUUAUUAUUAUUAUUAUUUUGAAAAGCACACAUUAUCGGAAUCCCCGCGACGGAAAGAUUUGCGUUUUAUACCUGAAAGAGAUAAAAGAGCAGAGACGAUGGUGAACCCAGGAGGCAGUGCUCAGUCCGCACCAGUUGGAGCUGGUACCAUGUCGUGGAAGCGCUGCGCAGGCUGUGGAGGGAAGAUCGCCGACCGCUUCCUCCUCUACGCCAUGGACAGCUACUGGCACAGCCGCUGCCUUAAAUGCUCAUGCUGCCAAGCCCAGCUCGGAGAGAUCGGCACCUCAUGCUACACCAAGAGUGGCAUGAUCCUGUGCAGAAAUGACUACAUCAGGUUAUUUGGGAACAGCGGGGCGUGCAGUGCUUGUGGACAGUCCAUCCCAGCCAGUGAACUGGUCAUGAGGGCACAGGGCAAUGUGUACCACCUCAAGUGUUUCACGUGUUCUACCUGCCGGAACCGGCUGGUCCCUGGAGACCGGUUCCACUACAUCAACGGCAGCUUGUUCUGCGAACACGAUAGACCCACAGCGCUCAUGAAUGGCCACUUGACUUCACUGCAGACGAACCCACUCCUUCCUGAUCAGAAGAAGCCGUGCACCCUGGGGGCUGUGCUGAAGCGCUGCUCAAAACCGAGACAAAAAGAGACUAACUUCAUAAAACGUUCUUGUGUGUUAGGAGGGAGGAGUUGCUCAAAGCGGGAUGUGUGCCUUCAUUCCAGCCCUCGCUCAUUGUCACUGAAGAUCUCUCAGUCCUGACCUGACCGCCGCCCCCAACCUCCUUUCCUAUUCACUUCCGGAGUCGCAGCACUACCCCAGCUUCCCCUUAUGAUUAUCCCAGAAUUCCUCUCUAAACCUCCCCCUGACCUGACCCCUGUUCAUAGGCGGAUUCCCAGCGUUGAGGCGCUUCCAAUGGAAAUCUGAGGACUCCAUGACUUACAGGAGACCGAUCAGACCCUGUGGGACUCAAAGACAGACAGAGAGAUAGAGAGAGAGUGAGAGAGAGAGUGAGUGAAAAGAGAGAAUUAGACCAUACAGAAGGACAUUUUGGAUAAGCGAAAGUAAGAGAAAAGGAGAGCGUCAGACAAAUGAAGCUAAUCAGCUGCAGCUUUUCGAAUCGCAGUUGUUACAUUUGUUUGAUCAUUAACAGGGGCAAAACAGACUGUGUUUUUUUUUCCUUUUUACUUCUUUUUUUCUCCUUACUUCCUUAUCUAUUCUCUUUUUCUUCAACACUCUAUCUCCGCUUUCUAUAUUUUAAAUGUUGUAAAGGGAAUGUGUUUCGUUUUUUGGGUGAUUCAAGAAUCAAAAAGACUGGGUUCCAAGAAGUAUCCGUGGCUUUUUUGUGCAAAUGGAAUCAUGAACACUCUUGGUGUAUUUGUAAAACUAUCACAUAUGUAUGCAUGUAAAUGUUUUUGUCCCAACGUGGCUACCGUACAUCCUCCACGUUACCCUGCCCCUUCCUACCGGAACCUGAACCAUAGCAACUAAGCUCAUAGCUGUCCACUUGUAAAUGCUGAAUGAGAGAGAAAUCUAUUUGUGAUAUUUUCAGAGACAUUGGCUCCAGUAUGGUGUAUUUAAUUAAUAAAAAAGUUCAGAUUUAAAAGCA